Messenger RNA from Scheffersomyces coipomensis, 1871 nucleotides. RefSeq names its product Rca1p (gene RCA1). The transcript has a single exon. Gene Ontology annotation, molecular function: DNA-binding transcription factor activity. Lineage: Eukaryota; Fungi; Ascomycota; Pichiomycetes; Serinales; Debaryomycetaceae. The record is from RefSeq and is a predicted model, not a curated record. Gene Ontology annotation, biological process: regulation of DNA-templated transcription. The coding region runs from base 411 to 1727 and encodes 438 amino acids.
CCUGCAGGUAUCCGCACGCACAGAACUCACCAUAAUAAAAAAAUAAAAAUUAAUUUAAUUAAUUAUUAAUUAAUUGAAAAUAUAUCAUUUAAUUUUAGUUCUCCAUCGUACUUGAAUAUCAGAGCCUGGAUUAAAUCUUGGCAAGUUCAUGGUAAUCAUAUGUUGUUAUUACCCAUCUAGUGUGAGUGAUACCUUUCCCAUUAAGUGUUAGUAAUACCCUGUUUGAUAUUUAAAUUGUUUUAUAUCCAGUUAUAAAUCAUUUCAAUACCUUUUCGAGACUUCAAUUUCAAACUAUCACUAUAUCAAACUUAUCAAUAUAUAUAUAUAUAUAUAUAUACAUAAACAUUUAUCAAUCAAGAAAGGAUCUUAUCUCACUAACUAUAAACUAUUCUAAUCGCAAACUUCAUAUCAUGAAUUAUAUAUCAUCCCUCAAUACUAGCAAUCUUCAACAAUCUCAAGAUUCUCAACAUCACGCUCAGAUUCAAUUACAGCAAAAGAUUCAACAAGGUCAACUUCAACAACAACAACAGCAACAUCAAGAUAACUUAUUCGUCAGAUCUAAAAGUAUACCAUUAUCUUCAAACUCCGAAGAAUUAAAAAAUUUAAUCAUCGCUUCUACUCAUAAUAAUAGUAGUAUCAAUAACACUAAUCAUUCCAGUAUGGAUAAUCAACUUGAUUCCAAUAAAAUGACAAAUCAGUAUACAACUGAUGGUCAAAACUUAUUAUUAGUUAACUCUUCUAACGUUUUAUCUCCUACUGAUACUUCAAAUAAUAAUAUGAUUCCAUCAAAUUCAAAUGGUCAAAUGUCAAGUCAUAAUAGUUCAAAUACUUUAACCACAAAUACUGCUCAAACCUCAGUAUCUAGCUCCAAUAUUCAACAACUAGCUUCUCAAUCCGAACCUGCUACUCAUCCAUCAUCAAAUACUACCGCUUCAUUAUUUCCCUUCCAUAAUGCAUUUGAUAUAAAUGCUUAUCCUGUUACAAAUCCUCCAAUAUUUGAUUCAACUGUGGUGUUACCAUAUUAUUCUAAUGAAGGCGUUCCAAGAAGAAGAAGAAUAUCGAUUUCCAAUGGUCAAAUUGGUCAAAUAAUCAGUCAUGAAGCCUUUUUUGAUAAUGAAAAUCCAAAUAAUCCUCUCUUUGAUGAUGAUGAAUUUACUUUUAAUCAACAACAUCAUAAUCAACAUCAAACUCAAGAUGAUUCUCAUAUAUUAAACCAACAGUUUCAACAACAUUUACAAUUCCAACCUCAACAACAACCACAACAAACUUUAUUGGCUCAUACUGACGCUUCAACCCUCCCUAUAGUCCCAGUUAAACAAGAAGAAAUCAAAGCUUCAGUUCCAGUUGAUCCUCUUGCUAAUGCUGCUGGUGUCCCACCUCCAAAUCAUCAAUUGAUAUAUAACAAUGAAGUUAUAUUCAGCACUAACAACGGUCCAAUCCCAGGAACUGCCGCUUGGAAAAAAGAAAGAUUACUUGAAAGAAAUAGAAUAGCUGCAUCUAAAUGUAGACAAAGAAAAAAGCAAGCUCAUAUUCAAUUACAAGAUAAUGUUGGUAAAAUGGAAAGACAAUUAGUUGAAAGACAAAUUAAAAUUAAUUCUUAUGAAAAAUUAGUUAAAAGGUAUAAUGAUGCUUUGAAAGCUUACUUUGCCAAAGGUGGUUCUGAACUUUCUGAAUUAAAGAAAUUUGUCAAUAUUAAAAAAAUCGAAGAUAUCAAAGAUAUGCUUUGAUUUACUCUUCUUUAUACACUUAAAAAGCUUUCUAUUCACAUUGUUAUUCCGGUUAUUAUUUUUCAAGUUUUAGUUCUUCCUGUGGUUUCUUCUUCUUAUUAGUAUUAUUACUUUUGCUUUCUCUUUUUAUGUAUGGUUUUGUUU